CACGGAGUCUUCACAUGUUAAUUUCAAGAAUAAUUUUUUUUUUGUUAUGAUUAAGAUUAAUUACAUGAUGGAAAAGACAGGUUCUCAAUAGUUCAUGCUCUCUACCCCCAUACCUUUUGCAGCAGAUUUUUCUCCUUUUUUUUUUUAUGAAUAAAAAAGAAUGAGACAUUUUGCCUCCGCUCUUUUCUUCAGAUUAGUCCUUUCACAUAGGAGCAUCCAUUCUUUCCAUUAGAUCUUCAACUCUCGCCUUUCUGUUCCUGUGGAGAGAGAGGCUUUUCAAUCAUAAGAACUGAUGGAGACAUCUAGGGUUUUGAUCUUUCCAAAGCUGCUAGGAUCUUAGGGUUUUUUUAUAUAUCUACAGAUCAGUCCUCUCUGAAUUGUCCUCUUCCAUUCAGAUCAGAAGUUAUAUAAGUAAUGUUGAGUUUUCGAAGUCCGUAAGUGAGUUUUAGGGUCCUAGGGGUGAUCAAUCUAAUGUCCAUGGAUGUUCUAAUUCCUCUUGAUAGCAUGCUCAAAACUCUUGAGAGGUACCAGAAGUGCAACUAUGGAGCACCAGAGCCAAAUGUGUCAGCAAGGGAGGCCUUGGAACUGAGUAGCCAGCAGGAAUAUCUGAAGCUUAAAGCACGCUACGAAGCUCUGCAAAGAACCCAGAGGAAUCUUUUGGGAGAAGACCUUGGCCCUCUGAGCAGCAAAGAGCUUGAAUCACUUGAAAGACAGCUUGAUAUGUCACUGAAGCAGAUCAGAUCAACAAGGACCCAGUACAUGCUGGAUCAGCUCAAUGAUCUACAGCAUAAGGAACACAUGUUGACUGCAGCUAAUAAGUCUCUGAGAGAAAGGUUGAUGGAAGGCUACGAAGUAAAUUCACUCCAGUUGAAUCUAAGUGCAGAAGAUGUGGGUUUUUCUCGACAACAAGCUCAACCCCAAGGUUAUGGAUUCUUUCAUCCUUUGGAGUGCGAACCUACUUUACAAAUUGGGUAUCAGCCUGACAGUGCUAUAACAGUGGUCACUUCUGGCCCAAGUAUGACUGCUUACAUGCCAGGUUGGUUACCAUGAUAGGAGGACUACCGCGCGCGGUUCCCAGUCAUGGAAUGCAUUUCCUCAACAGCAAGGUUGAUUACCCAUUGUUCAGAAAAUCUGCGCGUCUUGUAUGUUACUGAUGAAACAGUCUGUUAUUAUGAGGUGGAUCAAUCAUUUAUCAUAAUUCUACUGCACCUAGGACCAGUGCAAGUAAUGCUUUGUGUGUGCGUGUGCAAGCACUGUGCUGCUGCUUUCAGCAGUUGCAGGCUCUCUCUCUUCUUCUUUUUUUUAAUUAUUUUUAUGAAGAAUAAUUCUCCUUUGUAUGCAAGACCAUGAAAUUUAAGGUGUUUCUAUCUA
Populus trichocarpa (black cottonwood) is the source of this 1371-nucleotide messenger RNA. Its product is annotated as agamous-like MADS-box protein MADS4. Gene Ontology annotation, biological process: positive regulation of transcription by RNA polymerase II. The coding region runs from base 472 to 1050 and encodes 192 amino acids. The transcript is spliced from 8 exons. Gene Ontology annotation, cellular component: nucleus. Lineage: Eukaryota; Viridiplantae; Streptophyta; Magnoliopsida; Malpighiales; Salicaceae. The record is from RefSeq and is a predicted model, not a curated record. Gene Ontology annotation, molecular function: RNA polymerase II cis-regulatory region sequence-specific DNA binding; DNA-binding transcription factor activity, RNA polymerase II-specific; protein dimerization activity.